Molecule: messenger RNA, 3271 nt
Organism: Daphnia pulex (common water flea)
Lineage: Eukaryota; Metazoa; Arthropoda; Branchiopoda; Diplostraca; Daphniidae
Exons: 11
Coding region: 500-1726 (408 amino acids)
Biological process (GO): sensory perception of taste
Cellular component (GO): neuronal cell body; dendrite; membrane
Source: RefSeq, a predicted model, not a curated record
UGCGCAUCUCCCAUCAAGUUCUAAGAACGUUACAAUUUAUUAUUAUUCCUUUUUACCCUGCAAGUCACGCGCUGUGUGUGUGAGAGUGUGUGUGUGUGUGUGUGUUUGCGUGCAAGUGGGAUUUGCUGGAAAACAAAAGAAAUACAUCAAUUUCUGCGAUUGAUGCGUCAGAUCGAUUUUUCAAUCAAAAUGUCGGAGAUACGGGAGGUAUCACAUUUCUUCCCGGCAAGACGGAAGGAAACGAGUUCAUCCACAGCGUCGACGAAUCAAUUCUCCACGAACCCAUCAUGAUGAGCCGAUGGCAGCCCCUAAAAAAUGUCAACUGGUAAAUUUAUUUUACUAUUUGCUUUGCUGGGGACCGUUUGGAAAGGAACGGGGUUUGACGUCAGCACUCAACCGAUUGGUUUCUACCGAGUGCCGAAUAUAGUGUAUUUCUACGUAGUCGGAAUGUUUUUAGUGCUUGCAGUCACGCCGUUUAGAUCAGGUUGGAUAUGUGAUAAUGCCUAUUCGAGCAGCAACAGUAGGAGCGAACGAAGAAACAAGUGAAACGACAGUUUCAGACAACAAUGGAACGGCUGGCAAGUAUUGGAACUGGAGUAUUCAUCCAUUAAUCAUUUUUUCCAUGUUGAUUGGAGUGAAUUUGACUGUUCCGUCCAAAAAUUCCUGUCGUCAAAAAUGGAAAAAGAUCUUCUGUGUUAUUUCUUUAAUGAUCCACGCAGCCUUCACGCUGAACUUGGUGCAGAUUUUCCAGGGUCAGCUGAGUGAAAUGACCAGCUUUUAUUUCGGAGAGGAUGGAAACCAAUCUACGACUGCCUUGUGGAAUGUCGUCAUCGAUGUUAUCAAUUUUGAAAUCGGCUGUUUUGGCGCCCACUGGAUUAUGUAUUUUUUCAUCAAAAAGAGAUGGGCCUCUCUCUGUGAUGCCUUUCAAUUGCUGGUUCCACUUUUCGACGCCGAAUUUUACAAGGAAUUUCACGCCAAAUUACGACGCUGUUCUUACUAUGGUUUAGCGUGCAUCGUAUUAGGGGUUGGCAGUUUGAGUAUUAUUGGAGUUGUUCCGAAUAUUAAUACGGAGACCACAUUCAACAUAAAAUUUUUGGCACUUUCGCAAGCUUUCUUCCAGAUUUAUCACGUAUUGUCAAUUACGUUGUUCGCUAUUGCCAGUUAUGCUUCAUCGAUUUCCUUUCAAUCUAUCGCUUUGAAACUGAAUGGCUGGAAAACUCCACAAGCUCUUGAUCUGCGUCCGAAUGCUGACCUUAUUCUCCUGAAACGCUAUUACGUUUUGACUUGCCAGACUGUCGACAGCAUUCACCAUUGUUUCGGCUGGAGCCUUCUAUUCAUCGUGCCACAUUUAUUCGUCGCCAUCAUUAAUGCGUCGUUUUACUGGUUUGCCAAAACUAAUGAGAACAACUCAGCUUCUGAAAUCGCGUUUUUCUUCUUUCUUCUCAUCAAUCUUUUCGUCGUUUGCACAACUUCCGAUCGCGUACGUAUUCAGUCGGAGAGGGUGCUCAAAGAACUUAUUCGACUAAGAAUCGAACCGAGACAUAAUCAUUGCAGAAAACAGGUCCAUGAACUCCUCAUGCAAGUAGUAUUAAACUCACCACGAAUAAGCGCUCUUGGCUUCUUCAACGUCAGUAAAAAAUUAAUUCCCACAAUGAUUGGAACGACGCUAACGUACUACUUUAUUCUCCGUCAGUUUCAUUCUUCAGAGAAAAAGUCUUUUCGUUGACACUUAUACUAUUGCAUUAUCGCAAUCAUGUAUUUGAAAGUUCACUUAAAUGCGCUCUUUACGUUUAAGAAUUUAUGCUUAAUUACGUAUUCAGUUUCCACGUCAUUCUAGAACGAUAAAGGGUGCAUAGAAUACGCGCAUCAAGCAAUUAUGAAAUGGAAAUACGCUACUAUUAUCAUACAUGAUUGACUGAGUCAUUAGGUGCACAUUCACUUUCGACGUGUAUUCUUUGUCGUUGUCAUUCGUCACGAAUUUGUAAGAUCACUAAUGGUUUAUCUAACAAGUGCAAACCCCCCCCCCCCCCAAACAAAAAGACCCAUUAAAGUCUACAACUUUUUUUUAUUAUUUAGUAGUCGGCGUAGAAUGUUGGUUCCGACAAGAACUGUAAGUGAGGAAGCAGUUGAAAAGGGCUGGUUAUGGAGUGUUCAACCUCUUGUCACUUGGGCAAAAUGGUUGGGUAUUGAUUUGUCGAGUGGACAGAAAUUUUCUCGGUGUUUUGUUUUGUAUUCCCUUUUUGUUCUUUUAAUUUCUAUGUCCAUUCAGUUGCUAUGUUUAAGCUACGUUAUCGAUAACCACAAGGAAAUAUCUGUUACUUUUACCAUUGAAAUUAGUUACAAUUCCGAUACUUUUUCAUGGAACACGGCGAUGGAUUAUGUUAACUUUGCUGUUCACAGCCUUGCAACCCACGUAAUUUUUUUGUCCAUUUUUCGGGCUCGAUGGAAUUUGUUGGGAGAAACUUUCCAAAAUUUUGAAUCAUUUUUGAAAUUCAGUUUCUUCGACAGAAUCCGAAAAGCCUCUAUUUUAGGUCUAGUUUGGAUCAUUCUUCUGCAUACUUCGUUAUUAGCUACUAAUCUAUAUCACCAUUCCGAAUAUGGAUCAUCAUUCUUGAUUCUUUUUUGUUCCUUGGUGUCUGUUUUUUCGCAAGUUUAUCCCAUCACGGCUAUAGUUCUAUUUUCAGUCGUGUGUUACGCUUCAUCAAACGCACAUCAAUCAAUCCGAAUGGAGCUUAAUCUUCUCAAGAAUACCACAACAGACGGGAACUAUUAUAAUCGCUUGUCAACUUUGAAGAGGAGACAUGCGCUUGUGUGUGAGACGGUCGAUCACAUCAACCACUGCUUCGGCUUUUUUAUGGGAAUUUCUCUGUCCUUUCAUUUUGUGUCCAUGAUUACAGCAUCAUUUUAUUUGUUCGGAACUGAUAAAGAGCCCGGAUCAGUUCUGGAAAUAGGUUUUGCAUGCACGCAAAUUUGUAAUCUUUCACUUAUUUGUUAUCCAGCGGACCUGAUCCGCCUUAAGGCAGAUUCAGUUUUGAGAAAACUCAUCCGUAUGCAACUUGAAAUGGAAGAACCCCUUAAGUCUCUGACGAACGCAUUCGCGGAGCAAACAAGCCUGUUUUUCCCUCAAAUUAAUGCGGCUGGUUUCUAUCCCAUAAGCAGAAAAAUCAUUCCUCAGAUAGUGGGAACGACACUCUCCUAUUUUUUCAUUCUCUACCAAUUUCAGUCAGCCGAGAGAAGCGAUACGUCAGUAAAUGCAGGAAUAUGAUUUAUU